UAGGAAUGUGGAUGGAUUCUAGAUUAACUUUUGGAACGCAUAUUCAGAAAUUGAUAGACAAAUGUAGGAAAGGAAUGAAUGUUUUGAGGUGCUUGUCAGGAAUAGGAUGGGGGAAAGUCCCUGAAAAGAAUCUAUUGUGCUGUGAUCAGAUCAAACAUAGAUUAUGGAUGUCUAGUAUACAGUUCUGCGAGCAGGACACUACUUAAAAAGAUUGAGGUCGUACAAAAUCAGGCUUUGCGGAUUUGUUGUGGUGCAUUUAGAUCAUCCCCGAUAGCCUCACUACAAGUGGAAAUGGGAGAAUUGCCCCUAGAACUACGCAGGUUCAAGCUCAGACUGAGGUACUGGUACGGUGUAAAGGGUCAUCUGGAAAAUCAUCCGGUUGGACUGAUUUUGAGAGAAUGUUGGGAAUAUGAGUGCAGGGAAAUAACAAGCUUUGGUUGGAUAGUAAGGAAGGAGGUGGAUAAGUUGGAGCUGAAAAAUCAUGAAGUUGCUCUUUCUGUGGCUCCACCAGCAAUUCCACCUUGGUUGUUUCAUAACCCUGUGAUAGAUCUACGAGUUACGAAGUUAUUGCGUAAUCCGGGGAAGAAUGUGCCAAUUGAACUAAUAGUUCAGCAGUACAUCACUCGAGAAUAUUAUGGUGCACUGCAGGUAUUUACGGACGGCUCUAAAGACCCAGAAUCUGAAAGGACUGCAGCAGCAGUAUAUAUCCCUGCUAUUGAGAAAAAGAUUGCAAAAAGACUUUCAGAUCAGGUGUCUGUUUUUGCUACAGAACUUUUAGCAAUCAUACUAGAAAUUGUUACCCGUAUCAGGGCUGGGAAGCCUGAAUGGGUGAGGUGAAUUAACCACUUCUGCCUGGCUCUGUAGAAUGAUAAAUAAAACGCUGUGAGACAGGAGUACUGGCUGUAAGCUCCGGCAAAGUUUAAUUAACUCUGAACGCCCGGUGCAGUACCUUAGUUAAACAGCGCUAAACGCCCUCUACAGGAAACAAUAAUAACAGCAACAUUUUCUUUACCCACAACAAAGAAUGUAACAAUGAAUUUACCCAUCAAUAAACAAAUGUUGAAGGCAUCAUUUAUGAACAACACAAAAUUUUAAAGGGGGUGUCCUUUUUUCUCUUUAAUUUUAACAUAUAUACAUAUAUAUUUUUCAACCUACUACACCUACAGUGGAUAGAAUAAGUCCAACCAGAAAGAACGGUGAUCUGCACUGAUUUGAUGGCAGCCCUCACUAGUUUAAGAAGCGGUAAAUCCGAAUCGAGGCAAGACUUAAUAUUAGAAAUUUUACAAAGUCUGUUCAGAAUUUGGCAGCUGAGGGUGGAGUUCUAUUUUAGGCGGAAGUGUUUUUUCUUGUGAUUGAGCUGUGCUAUGUCAUGACGUCAUUCUGGAAGCGCGUGCUGCUCCUCAGUUUACUCUGUGCAUACUGAGGAGAGUAUUGUUGAGUGUUGGUGACAAUAAACUCUCCAGUACUGCUGCAACAAAGUUGUAAAGACUCGUCAUUCCACAACACAACGCAGAGAUCACGAGCACCGGUCAGAAUCGAACGUGACCGGUCACACCUGCUUAUGUUGGUGUGGGUGGUAAUGAAAUGGUGGACAUGCUAGCAAAGAACGCACUGAAUCAUUCCCUGAUAGACAUCAAUGUAGCGUUGAGUAGAGCUGAAUUCAAGGCAGUGAUCUCAUCUGAAGUGGGUAAAAGAUGGCAGGAAGUAUGGAACAGUGGGACAAAUGGAAGACAUCUUUUCCUGAUCCAGGGGACUGUUGGGAAAGAGAGGAAAAGAUUGGGAAAUAGGAGGAAGGAUGUUAUCGUCACACGGCUAAGAAUUGGACACGCUGCAUUAAACAGUGACCUCUUUAGAAUAGUAUAUUAUCAGGUCAGACAGCAGAAGGUGGAGGUCUGCAAGUCUAAUAUCAUGAUGUCGCCUGGAAAACCCACAGUCAAAAUUGUGAACUUGGGAAGAGUUGCUUACCACAGUGCCUUACAGAUCCAGCAACAAUAUAUCAGACAACAUUUUGAUUCUUCAAGCCAAACUCCAAACACACUACUCUUGUGUGAACAUGAUCCUGUUUAUACAACUGGCAUUCGGAGAGCCCCGUAUCCUGCUAAAGAGGAGCAGAGACUCAAGGAUUUGGGUGCAGAAUUCUUUCGGACAAAUCGUGGAGGCCUUAUAACCUUUCAUGGGCCAGGACAGAUGGUUUGUUAUCCUAUUCUUAACCUGGGCUGCUUUAAGAAGAGUGUGAGGUGGUAUGUGCAUAAACUGGAAGAAACUGUGAUUACGAUGUGUAGCAAGUUUGGAAUUGAAGCCUCCACCUCACCAGACACUGGUGUCUGGGUUGGAAAUAACAAAAUAUGUGCAAUUGGUAUUCACUGUGGUAGAUACAUCACUUCUCAUGGUUUGGGACUGAACUGUAACACUGACAUGAGCUGGUUUGAUCACAUUGUGCCAUGUGGAAUUAAGGGAAAAGGAGUCACCUCACUGAACCAAGAGCUCGGCCGGGAUGUCACGAUUGAAGAGGCAGCACCAGUGUUACUACAGGCUUUUAGUGAACAGUUCAACUGCACUCUGUGUAAAGCUGACCUUCUGCAAAAUCACUGAAUGCUUUUGUGUUUAUAUAAAACAGACUUUAAACUAAUAAAUACUGUUUGUCUUUUCCCUCUUGGUUAAACCUAAUAAAAUGUUAAAGUUUGUAUGUA
This is a messenger RNA of Silurus meridionalis, 2690 nucleotides long. RefSeq names its product lipoyl(octanoyl) transferase 2 (gene lipt2). Bases 1585 to 2592 code for a protein of 335 amino acids. The transcript is spliced from 5 exons. NCBI's taxonomy places the organism in Eukaryota, Metazoa, Chordata, Actinopteri, Siluriformes, Siluridae. Gene Ontology annotation, biological process: protein lipoylation. Gene Ontology annotation, molecular function: lipoyl(octanoyl) transferase activity. The record is from RefSeq and is a predicted model, not a curated record. Gene Ontology annotation, cellular component: mitochondrion.